AAGAGAGGCAAACAAAUAUUGUUCUUAUUAUAACGUGCAAUCAGAGUGACAACGAAAUACUCUAAGCGAAAGUAUAAAAAGAAGAUUAUAAUUAAGAAUCUAAUUUUAGUUGUAUUUUAGACGUUUUAGUGACUAAUUGUAUUAUAAAAAUUUAUUAAAUAAUCUCAAUCCUAAUUAUGGCUGCUGAAUUUUGGCGAAAUCGUGUUGCCGUAGUUACUGGUGCUAGUACCGGAAUUGGUGCUGAAGUUUGUGUUACUUUAGCUAAUAAUUACAUGGUUGUUGUUGGUUUAGCCAGACGUACACAAUUAAUUGAAGAUCUAAACACAAGAGUUACUGGGCUUGGAAAAAUCUUUGCCAUAGAAUGUGAUCUAACGGAUACAUCGAGCAUAGUAAAUGCAUUCGAACAAAUAAAAGCUAAAUUUCAUACUGUUCAUUUGUUGGUUAAUGGAGCUGGACGUACUGUGGCUAACUUUUUAUUGGAAAGUUCAGCGGGAGAGGUCAGAGAUGUGUUUGACUUGAAUGUGGUAGCAGCAUGUACAUGUAUAAUGCAAUCAGUGGAACUUAUGAAAAUCCAUGGACUACGAUCACAUAUAAUUAUCAUCAAUAGCAUUCUUGGUCAUAAAGUUAUGGAACUACCAAAACCAGCAUAUAAUGUAUAUCCAGCUACGAAACAUGCACUUACAGCACUUUGUCAAACUGUGAGGCAAGAAAUUCGUUACAAUAAGUUAAAUGUCAAACUUACGAGCAUCAGUCCUGGAAUGGUUGAAACUGACUUCCUUAAAGUAUACAAUCCAGCAUCGUAUGCUCCAUAUCCGAAAUUGCAACCAAAAGAUGUUGCCGAUGCAGUUGUUUAUGCUUUGCACACACCGCCCAAUGUACAGAUUGAGGAAAUUAUACUUCAAGCAAUACCUGAAUACAAAAAGGAAGAAAAAUAAUUUUUGAGAGUUGGUGAACUCAUGAUUACAUACGAUUUAAUUAAAAAAAAAAAAAUGAUAUUCAAAGAA
This is a messenger RNA of Episyrphus balteatus (marmalade hoverfly), 1004 nucleotides long. RefSeq names its product farnesol dehydrogenase (gene rdhB). Bases 177 to 935 code for a protein of 252 amino acids. The record is from RefSeq and is a predicted model, not a curated record. NCBI's taxonomy places the organism in Eukaryota, Metazoa, Arthropoda, Insecta, Diptera, Syrphidae. The transcript is spliced from 6 exons.